Aricia agestis (brown argus) is the source of this 1687-nucleotide messenger RNA. Its product is annotated as neuroguidin. The record is from RefSeq and is a predicted model, not a curated record. Gene Ontology annotation, biological process: maturation of SSU-rRNA from tricistronic rRNA transcript (SSU-rRNA, 5.8S rRNA, LSU-rRNA). Bases 189 to 1085 code for a protein of 298 amino acids. The transcript has 2 exons. Gene Ontology annotation, cellular component: small-subunit processome; nucleolus. Lineage: Eukaryota; Metazoa; Arthropoda; Insecta; Lepidoptera; Lycaenidae.
UAGAGGAAAGCGUCUAUGCUUUACAAAUUACCUUAUUGUUUUUUUUCAUUAAUAUUUCUCAUUUUUUAUUCACACAACUCUUAUUUAAAACAUACGAAUUACGAUCUGCUUGUGGUACAGUUCUAAUGUGCAUUUUUAGUUUAUUGGUACCCAAUUGAUUGAGGUUAAAAUAAACGUGAAAAACCAACAUGGUUCAGGCCACCGACGAGGUAGAACAUCCAGAUUUGCCGCAGGCUGUAAAGUUACUUACAGAAAUGAACAUGAAUGUUCAACAAGUCUCACAGCUCGUGGACAAUAUGUUAGUACGCGUUAAAAGUGGCGAGCUCUCCACAGACAAAGGUCUCAGUUUCUUGGAAAUGAAAUACCAAAUGUUAUUGAGCUAUCUGAUCAAUUUAACAUAUAUUGUCUUAAGAAAAUGUUCCGGUGAAAAAAUUGAAUCUGAUCCAUCAAUAGACCGCCUAAUCGAAAUACGCACGGUUCUAGAAAAGAUCAGACCCAUAGACUCCAAACUAAAAUAUCAAAUUGAUAAGCUCGUCAAAACUGCAGUAGUUGGUGUAACAUCAGAAGAUGAUCCUCAGUCCUAUCGAGCUAAUCCUGAUAACCUCGUGAGUAAAAUCAACGGUAGUGACGAUGACUCCAGUAAUCAGUCUGAAGAUGAACAGGAACAGAAGGAGAAGUCCGCCAAGUCAAAUAUUUAUGUUCCUCCAAAACUGGCAGCCGUUCAUUUUGAAGAAAGCCUCUCUAGGACGAGUAGUGAACAGAAAAAUAAAGAGAGGGCUAAGAAGCAAUUCCUUAAUUCGAGUGUUAUGAGGGAGCUCCGUGAAGAGUACUCGGAAGCUCCAACUGAAGUUACAACUGGUAACCAUGUGAAGCAUUCAAUAUCAAAAUAUGAACAGGAGAAAACAGAGUAUGAAGAAAAUUAUCUCACAAGACUACCAGUUACAAAAGCUGAAAAAAGCAGAAGAAGAAAACUUACUACAGUCGGUAUGAUAGCUGAUGAGGUCACUGGAAGCCGAAGCAUAGCUCGUAAACACAAACUUAAAUCAAAAAAAGGUAAAGGCUUCAAGAGAAGGCGCACUCAUUAAUAUUUUAAAACUGUAUUAUCCAAUCUGAAUAAAAUACAAUUGGUAAGGUAGCCAUGUCUCUACAAUAGACUUAUAAUAUUGAAUCUACUACAUAUUUAUUACAUGUCAUUUGUAAUAUAAUAUAAAGAUUUUUUCUUAUUUCAACUAUUUUUUAAAUGAGCUGUUUGCUUGACAUAAAUAUUAAAAUAGUGAGGUCUAGAAAAUAUAACCUACUAAAGCUUAAUCAAUUUUUAUUACUAUUCAUAAGGACAUAAUAUGAACAGUUUAAUUUUAUCUCAAUGUCUUAAGCUCAAAGUAUAUUCCUCAUACUCUUUUCUCGAUGAAGGUUCUUUUCUGGGCCUACUAUUUUGGUAACUCAUUAUAAAGUAUAAUUUUACCUCAGUCAAUAGUCUACCUAUAGGUAUAAAAGGUAUGGUUAUGAAUAUUAUGAAAUAAUAUAGUUAUGUAUAUUUUAAUAAUAAUUUAAUAUAUUAUGAUUAGGUUUUGAAAAAAUCUAUUAUGGAUAUUUACUACUACUUAUGUAAAUACAUUAACAUGUUCCACUCAUGAGUGCUUAGGGAGAUCGCAGACGACACACUUUUUGUAUGAUCGAGUCUGCGACG